Anoplopoma fimbria (sablefish) is the source of this 1200-nucleotide messenger RNA. Its product is annotated as vomeronasal type-2 receptor 26-like. Gene Ontology annotation, biological process: G protein-coupled receptor signaling pathway. Gene Ontology annotation, molecular function: G protein-coupled receptor activity. Lineage: Eukaryota; Metazoa; Chordata; Actinopteri; Perciformes; Anoplopomatidae. Gene Ontology annotation, cellular component: membrane. The record is from RefSeq and is a predicted model, not a curated record.
UUCACCACGCCACAGGGUGAAAUGUUUUAUUUCCAAGGUGCUGACAUUCCAUCAAAGUACGACCUUGUCAACUGGCAGAACACCCCUGAGGGGUCACUCAAUCUUGUUUUGAUCGGUCGUGAGGACGGGUUUGACCUCAUCCUUAAUGAAUCAGCUAUUCAAUGGAGCACAGGAUCCAAUCAGGUGCCUGUUUCAGUGUGCAGUGAGAGCUGUCCCCCAGGUACCAGAAAGGCCAAUAGGAAAGGAGAACCUCUCUGCUGCUUUGACUGUAUCCCAUGUGCUGAAGGGGAGAUUGGCAAUCAAACUGACUCCCUUCACUGUGAGCAUUGUCCAUCUGAGUUUUGGUCCAAUACUAAGCGAACUGCCUGCAUCCCUCGCCAGCUGGACUUCCUUUCCUUUAAUGAAACGUUGGGCAUCACCCUGACUACAGCAGCUGUGUCUGGUGCCGCGGUGACAACAGCUGUGUUCGUGGUGUUUCUUUGCUACCGUCAAACACCAGUGGUGCGGGCAAACAAUUCAGAACUGAGCUUCCUGCUCCUCCUGUCUCUGAAGCUGUGCUUCCUGUGCUCACUGGUGUUCAUUGGUCGUCCAUCAGUCUGGUCUUGUUGGAUCCAACAGGCAGCUUUUGGGAUCAGCUUUGUACUUUGUGUUUCUUGUCUCCAAGUCAAGACUAUAGUUGUUCUGGCAGCUUUCCGCUCAGCUCGGCCUGGUGCUGAAGCCUUGAUUAGGUGGUUUGGUCCAGGCCAACAGAGAGGAAGCGUUUGUCUUCUUACUUGUGUACAGAUUAUCAUCUGUGUGACAUGGCUGUCCCUCAGCCCCCCUGUGCCAACGUGGGGUAUCCAGGGGUCAAAGGUCACCUUGGAGUGUGCCAUGGACUCUGUGAUCGGCUUCUCUCUGGUUCUGGGUUACAUUGGUCUGCAGGCCUGCACCAGUCUCCUCCUGGCCUUUCUUGCUCGGAAACUCCCUGACAACUUUAACGAGGCCAAACUGAUCACCUUCAGCAUGCUGAUAUUCUGUGCUGUCUGGGUGGCCUUUGUCCCUGCUUACAUUAGCUCUCCUGGGAAAUACACUGUUGCUGUGGAGGUUUUUGCAAUCCUGGCCUCUAGCUAUGGUUUACUGCUCUGCAUUUUUGCCCCCAAAUGUUUCAUAAUUCUCUUGAGGCCUGAGAAAAACACAAAGAAACACUUGAUGGCCCGAUGA